CGUGUCAGGUGCAUUUGGUGGAGCUGUUAUCGUACGAUUUUUGUGCAUUUUCGAAUAUUGUUCAUAUGAAAUUAUAAGUAGUUUUUGGUGAAAACUGCUGCUAAAAGUGCCGAUUUAGGGAGGAAGUUGAAUCCGACAUUCAUCAUGUGGCAAUGGCUAAAUUCAGCGGAUCAUUCGAACUGAAGGAGCCACCACCAUGGCAAAACUGCUGCUACUGUGGUAGUUCUACGUCAACGUCCUCGUCCGCUUCCUCCUCCGCCACAGCGACGUCGAACCUUCGUCAGCAGCAGCUCCAGAAACAGCCAAUACAGCAGAGUCAGCAAUUGCUUUCCUUCAAAACACCAGCGGAUUUCGUGAGGCAUCUUCGCCAGCAUCAUUGCACCGUGGAGGGAGGAUCGUAUGUUUGUCGCUAUGGCUAUAACGGGGUCUGUUCAUCGCUUCCACUGGAUGGAGUCAGUGAUAGGGAUUACGAAAUGCACGUCAACCGUUGCCACGUAAAUCAACAACAGAAGGAAUCGCAGGUCAAGUGGUCCGUCUUUUCGGCGGCUCAGAAUUUGCCGGCUGUACUGAACGAUCCCAGCCGUAGUAAGCAAACUCACUUUUUCACCAAAAAAUGGGGCGAUGCCUUUGUGGAGAACCAAUCGAUCGGAACAUCACCGCAAUUGCCCGACAUCAAGUGGGACCAUUUCGAUUUUUAUUUGAAACGGAUUGGCAAACGCUAUCGCGUUCACAAUCGGAUAGCAAAGACCGCGCUACCGAAUAGUUCUAGUCAAAAUCAGGCUCAACAGCACCAGCAACCGGUCGUGAGUGAUCGAUUACCGAAUGGGGCAACUGCCAAUCUGAAGGACAUUCCCGAGGUGUUCCUGAAGCAUAAUUUGGAACUGCACAGCCCGGCAUCGUUUGUGGCUGUCUUUCCGGGCAUUGGAAAUGAUGGCGAACAGGCCAAACAGUCGAGCCGAUUACUACAGGAAAAACUUAGUCACUACCUGGAUAUUGUGGAGGUGCUGAUAGCGAAACAGGUAGCGGAAAAAUCAUCUGCCUUCUUCCACGCGAUGACCUCGCAGGAUGCCAUUAUGGAACAGAUGCGGGAGGCCGCCACCCACGUUUCGAGGCUACGUUCUCGACUAAAACUAAUCGACGAUACCAUCGUUCGCGAGUCGCUCCAAACCAUUCACCUGGAAAGAAUUAGGUCCAACAAAAAUAUCGUCCUGGAGCGAUUGAAACUGAUGUCGACAGUCCACCAGACCCAACCGAUGAUACAGUUGUUGCUCAGCACCCAGGAUUACGUUGCGGCGCUGGAUUUGAUCAGCACGACUCAGGAGAUUCUGAGUCAGGAACUGGUUGGGAUCCAUUGCUUCCGUCAUCUGCCUUCGCAGCUGAGUGAAAUGGAACGGUUGAUCGAUAAGAUGCUGACGACGGACUUUGAACGGUAUUCCACGGCAGACUUAAAUCGACCAUUUGCCAGUGGUCAGCGGGCCGCGGAAAAGGUUCUGGAAGAAGAUAAGCUGAUUUGUAUUAUAUCUGGGUUGCUGCGGAAGCGGAAUGUGGAUUUCAUAGACACGUACAAGCAGGAGGCGAUAACGACGGUUCGGGCGAUUGUAAAACAGAUGGUGAUUGAGGUGAUCGCUUCCGGAGAUGCAGAAAUUUGCUUAACAGGUGCCGGGGAGGAGGCGCAGAGUCUGUCUCUUUCGGAGUGGAUUGUGUUGUUGGAAACGGCAACGGGAACGCUGCUGAAGCUGCUCAAACGGGUUCGAUCUGUGUACGACGUGAUGCAACAGACAGCUGACGCAAGUGCCGGGAAAAUAACUGACGAUGUAAGUUUUAUAGAUACGGAAGCAUUCCUUUGUACGAAGGACUACGAAGUGGUCAAGACGAAACUAGGUAAUUUAUUGCAAAGUGUGUGUAAUUAUUGUCAUGAACGUUGCGCCAAUUUGGUGUCCAAUCAAAGCUUGGAGAAGAGUUCCGUUAGUGCGGAGCAGAUAGCUAAGCUAACGGAAAUUGUCGAUCGAUUCAGCGAUGGUUGUGAAGAUGUUUGCGGGAUUCAGAGCGUUCCACUGAAGUUGGCACUGAGAGCUCAGGGUACAAGAUAUGCUCAAAAGUUCCACUCGGAGAGGAAAUCGAAAAUGGCCUUGCUGUUAGAUAGCGAACGGUGGAAGCAAGCAGAAGUGCCGACAGAGUUUCAGAAGAUGGCGGAAAGCAUUUCAAAGGGAGAAUUUUUGUGGAAAAACAAAAGCAAGGAAGUUAAUGGAACUCCGGUUUCAUCACCACCUCCACAGGGUGUUCUGCUGGUAGACGGACAACCCUUUGCACUGGUCGGCGCCGCUUUGUUACUAGUGCAAAUUGUUAGUGAAUAUUGCCGUUGUGCUUCCCAGUUGCCUGUGAUCGCAACACAGUUGGCUCGCAACGUUAUUGACCUGCUUAGAACAUUCAAUUCUCGCUCUUGCCAGUUAGUUCUCGGCGCUGGUGCCCUGCACGUUGCCGGCCUUAAAACAAUUACCAGCGGUAACCUUGCCCUCGUAUCCCGGGCCCUACAGCUAGUCCUGUGGCUACUUCCACACGUAAAACGUCACUUUCAAUCGCUAGAACCAAAUGGAACCUCAUCUGGAUCGACAACGAUCCUCACCGGGUAUGAUUCAAUCGAGAAGGAUUUCGCUUCCCAUAUCAAGGAGAUCGAAAACAAAGUAUUGGCGAUCGUUUGUGACCUGGUGACAAACCAGCUGGCCAACUGGGACGCUCGGCCUCCGGUUCCAUCGCAACCAUUCCGCAACAUCAGCCGGCAGUUUGUGAAACUGCACGAAGCGAUAGCACCGGUCUUGCCCGAUAAGCAGGUAGCUACCAUCUACCGGGUGGUACAUAAGAACUUCAAGGACAAACUUCGGGAACAGCUGCUUCGGAACAAUAUCACAAACAACGGAGGACCUCAGCACGCGACGGUUGUGUCGGAGCUGACGUUCUACAUGGAAACCUUACGGACGUUGCAAGUGAUGCCGGUAGAGGAGCUACGAGACGAAACUUUGGAUGAUAUUUGGUUGAAGUAAGGGGUGUACUGUUGCAUGCGGGACUUUUUAUUUGUGUUACCGUUGAUUUCACUUCAUUUUCGCUUUUUAAAGUGUUUCAUGAGUUUAUAAAAAAGACGAUAAUUCUAUAGAGUAUUCCGGCAGGUUUGAUAGGCUUGUGCGAUUCUGAAUAACUGUGAUGAAAUUUGUGUGUGUUACCGCUUUAUAAAUUUAAUUUCCACGGUGAAUGUAACUAAACUAAAAGCUAAAUUUGUUUUCGGUUUCUAUUUGAACCGCUUAAUUCUUCAAGGAAAUCCCAACUUUUAAGCUUCACUUUGAUUUAUCAAAAUCGUAAGCUUUAUUUUAAAUUGUUAUCACAGUCCUUUAAGUUUAAAAUGCCCUAUUCUGUUACUAGUCCAACUUGACUAUUAUUUAAAAAAAAAAAAUUCUUCACUAAAAUGUUUGCAAUGUUUUAGCUAGGUAACUAUUUAGAAUUUUGUUAGGGGAAAUGCUAUCUCACAACUUCAACUUUUUUCACUGUGAUUUCUUAAUUUGUUUCUACCACGUCCUCAUGGCCACAGCCUUGUUGUUAGCAUUCAUGAAACAUGUAACUUUGGUCAAACAAAUAUGGCAACCAUUAAAUUAUAAGAACACUUUAGAUAACAAAUUGAUAGAAAAUCAGCGAAUUUCAAAUGAAUAUAAUACCUUACGUAAGCUAGUAAAGUGCACUGUUGUUGAUGAUUAAUACCAAUAGACAAUCCGAACACCAGAAAAUCCGCG
Ochlerotatus camptorhynchus is the source of this 3776-nucleotide messenger RNA. RefSeq names its product VPS54 subunit of GARP complex scat (gene scat). The transcript is spliced from 3 exons. Gene Ontology annotation, molecular function: syntaxin binding. The record is from RefSeq and is a predicted model, not a curated record. NCBI's taxonomy places the organism in Eukaryota, Metazoa, Arthropoda, Insecta, Diptera, Culicidae. Bases 153 to 3038 code for a protein of 961 amino acids. Gene Ontology annotation, biological process: retrograde transport, endosome to Golgi; Golgi to vacuole transport. Gene Ontology annotation, cellular component: GARP complex.